Molecule: messenger RNA, 3432 nt
Organism: Haemorhous mexicanus (house finch)
Lineage: Eukaryota; Metazoa; Chordata; Aves; Passeriformes; Fringillidae
Product: collagen alpha-1(I) chain-like
Exons: 4
Coding region: 1-3432 (1143 amino acids)
Source: RefSeq, a predicted model, not a curated record
AUGAGGAAAGUGGGAAAACCCACACUCCGAAGGUCGGCCGAGAGGUGGGGGGACCCGCGCCCCCGGCCGCCUCCCCCCGCAAGGGGAGACGCCACCCCGCGUGCCGGCCUUCGGAGGCGGCCCAGGCGCCCGGGCUCGACCCGGCCUCCGCGCGGAGGGCCACGCGGCGCGCGCCGGACCGCGGGGGCAAGGCGGCCCGCCCGGCCUCGCUUUCACGGGACGACGCAAGCACGGCACGCGGCCGCGGGGCACGGCCGCCGGCCCCCGCACGCGCCGGCUCCCCUUGGCCGCUCCGCGGGGCUCGCGGAGCGCCGCCGCGCCGCCGCGCGGCCGGCUCUCCCCCCAGCGGGGCCCCUAGGACGCUCGAGACGGCACGCGACGACCACCGCCCCACCGGCGCGCCCUCCCGCCGGACCGCUUCUCCCGCCCGGCGGGCGAGCGUCCGGCGGACGCGCUCCGCCACCGGCGCCGGAGGCGGACGCUACCGAGAGCCGAGCCGGCGUCGCGAGCGCCCGAGGCCUGCCGGACGACAGACCCGCCGCCACCGGGACCGCACUCCCGAGGCCGCCGCCGCCGCGCCGCACCGUCGGGGCCCCUUACCGCGGGCACGCGCCCGGCGGAAGGCGUACGGCGCUGAGCCGGGGGGACACGCCCGCUCUCCACGUUUCCACGCGGAGAGCGGGCGGGGGAGCGCCCCCACGGCCGCCCGCACGCCUUCCCUUCGGCCCACACGCGGCCGGGAAGGGCGACGGGGACGCGACGGGCAGGGCCCGGGACGGGACCGCCGCCGGCGACGGCGGGCGCCUUCCGGCCGACCGCCCCCGCAGGGGGGACACCCGCCGAGCAGCGACGCCGCCGCUCGGCAAACGGGGUCGCCCGCGCUCGCGGGCCCCCGCCGACGGAGGGCCCGCCGAGCGCUCGCCCCCCGGGCGGGCGGUCCGGCGAGGGGGCGGCCGGCGGCCGGCGCCGCCGGUGCCUUCGAGGAGCAAGGCCGUCGAGGGGAGAGAGGCACGGCCGCGCCGCGGACGCGGCGCCGCGCCCGCGAGAGACCGCGGCGACGGCCAAGGAGAGAGCGCGGCGGGCCCCGGCGGCCGCAACCCCGCGGCCGAGGAAGGGCGGAGAGCGGGCGCUCUCCGCCGGCGUCGCCCGCUACGACGAGGCGAGCGGGUCGGCCCCGCGGCCGACCACGCGCCGCGGCCCCUCCGCCGAGGCCGGGCCGCGGAGAGGGGGGGGCAGGGCGCCCCUCCCCGGCGCGGCGCGGUGACCCGCACGCGCGCGCGCGCGCCGGCGGCGGGACGACGAAGGCGACGGCGGGCGCGGCCGGUGGCGACGGACACCACCGCAGGGGAUCAGCGGGAGCGACUCCCCACCCCUCAGUGGCGCCGCGCCACCGCCCGACGCACCUGCCGCCGCCGCCGCCGGCGCCGCCGCCGCCGCGCCGCCGCCACGCGCGGGGCGCGCCGAGCCGCCCGAGUCUUUAAACCGCCGCCCGGCUUCGCCGGCCCUUUCGGCCCCCCGCAGCGUUUGACGACGCCGAGGGCAGCCUGGGGACCGCCGAGGCGCGGAGCGCUAGGUACCUGGCCCUGGGGCGAGGGAAACGACCUGCAUGGCCCCGCCGGGGUGCCUCCCCCGCUGCCGCCCUCGGGGGAGCGUCCACCGGCGGGGGCGCGCCCGACGUCUGCCGCCACCGCCGCGGCGUCCUUCUCGGGGCCCGGGGUUUCCCUCAGUAACCCGGCGCUGCGCCCGAGAGGACGGCCGCGGCUCGGGCCGCCCCGCCGGCGCGGGGACGCGGCCCGACCGCCCAGCAACUCGGCCGACCCCGCCGAGGGGCCGCGGCGGCGGACGGGGCGCCCGACGCCACGACCGCCGCCGCCGCGAACCCCCGCGGCGGCGGGUCGCACGCGCGGUGAGACGCGCGCGCCCCAAAGCGCGGCCCGGAACGCCCGGAGGCGGAAAGCCCCGGCUCCCCGGUGCGGGAAGGGCCGGAGGAGCCGCCUCCUCCGAGCCCAGAAGGCGCGCCCGGCCACCCGGCCCCUCGCCAUUCCCACAUCGGCCGCCGACAGGCGCGACGGCCGGACGGCCGGCCGUCGCUCGACGGGCGAAGCAGCGAGGGGCGGGGCGGGCGCGCCUCCGGGAGGGGGCCGUGCCGCGCACCCCUCCCUCCCGGCACCCGGGCGGCCCCUGGGCGCGCGCGCGCCGAAGAGAGCCGGGCUCGGGAGAACUCGGGCCCCGCCGGGGCGCCCGCGCGCCGGCGUGCGCACCAGCGGACCGGCGUUCGGCGGCGCCGGCCGCGGCGGCGAGAGGCUCGGGGCCGGCCGCCCCCCCGGCUCUCCGGCGGGGGACGGCCCGACGGCAGACCGGCGCGAGGGGAAGCGGGGAGGAGGAAAGGCGCCGCGGCGACGGCGGCGAGGGCGCCGCGCUUCGAAGCCCGGCCGCGACGCGCGGUCUAGCGCGGGGAGAGCCCCGCCCGCGCGCACGGUGACGGGCGCGACGCCGGCGCCCUCGGCCGCGCCGGCCGCCUUCCUCCGCCCCGGCCUUCCCCCCGGAGGUGCCGCGCGCCCCCUUCUCUCUCGCUCUCCGGGGCCUGCGGCGCGCGGCGGCGCGGCGGCCCGGCCCAACGGCCGCCGCGCCUUCGGGAAGGGCGUGUGGCCCCCCGGGGCCGGCCGAGGCCGGCGGGCCGGGGGGCCGAGCGUGCGAACGGAGCGGGGGCCCCGCGAGAGGGUCCCGCCCCCAACCGAUAGUCAAGUUCGACCGUCUUCUCGACGCUCCGGCAGGGCCGUGGCCGACCCCGCCGGGGCCGAUCCGAGGACCUCACUAAACCAUCCAAUCGACAUGCAUGGCUUAAGCUUUGAGACAAGCAUAUGCUACUGGCAGGAUCAACCAGGUAGCCGCCACCCACGGCGGCGCCGCGGCGCGGCGCGCGAGCCCCCGGACGCCCGGCCCGCCGGCGAACGCCCCGCCAACCCUGACCGCCCCGGCUCUUUCACCGCUCCGACCCGCGGGAGCGGCAUCGCGGACGCGACGGUGGCGGCAUGGCGGCGACGGGCGCCGGCGGCGGCGGCCGGCGGCAUCGCGGCCCGGCGGCGCCUGGGGCGGGGAACGGCGCGCCGCGCGCGGGGGCCUGCCCCCCCCCCCAACUCCCGCCGCGCGGCGGGGAGGCGAGGGACGAACCCCCGGCGACGGCCGACCCCGGCGGCCGGCCCUUCCCGCGACGCCGCGGGCAAGGAGCCGGGACCGCUGCGCAGCUGUCGGGAUUGCGGGACGAGCGCGAGGCUCGAUCUCUCUCUCUCUCUCUCUGGGCUCGCUCGCUUUCGGUUCCCUCUCUCUGGGCUUCUUUCUCUUGCCGGGGCACCCGCGCCCCGCUCGAGACUCGGCCUCGCGCUCGGAAGGCACACGCGCGCGGCGCGCGGGACGGGGCUCGGCCGGGGCUGA